Molecule: messenger RNA, 1569 nt
Organism: Linnemannia hyalina
Lineage: Eukaryota; Fungi; Mortierellomycota; Mortierellomycetes; Mortierellales; Mortierellaceae
Source: the annotation of a GenBank genome assembly
AUGGACGAAGAGACACUCGAGCAAGUGCGUGAAGAACUGAUGCAGCAACUCAUGGGCCUUGCCCUGAACCAGGACUCGGACGCCGAAGACGAAAACAACAACAGCGACAACCAAAACAACGAUAGCGAAGAAGAAGUAGAAGAAGAAGAAGAAGUCGUCGAAGACCUGGACGACGAUGAGGAUAACAACAACUAUGAAGGAGAGGAAGAGUUUGAAUGGUACGACUGGCCUGACAAAUCGAAGCUGGCGGCUCUGGACAACCUCCCAGACGUUGUUGUUGGUGAGGAGAUGGUGGAUACUGGGGAGCAGAUCUCGUUGGAUUAUUUGAGGAACCCGGCGCUGGAUAGUGACCAAGAGGAUGAGGAAGAAAAGGUUGUGAAUGUUGUAGUUGAUGGAGGCGGAGAUGUUGGAGGUGAUGGUGAUGGUGCUGGUAAUGCUCCGGAUCAAGUACCAGCGCAAGGCGAGAACUUGGUUGAUGGGGAGGUGAAAAAGAAGAAGAAAAAGAAAAAGAACAAGAAGAGGAACAUGCCGAUGGCGGAUGACGACCUUGUUGGGGAGCCGGAACAGGACCAAGAGCUCGUGGAUGCCGAGGCUGCCAAGAUCUACAAACCGGCGAUGAGUGCAGACGAAAGGUUCAGGCUGGCGAUGGAGAACUUCCGCAAGGAACGCGUUUUCAACGCCAUAACCAGUCAGAUUCUCUCGACCUACUUCACAUUCGGAGGCGUGGACCCCAACCAGGUUGCUUUACUCCACGACUCCAACAAUGAUGUCGAAAUUGAAGUCGAUUUCAUCUAUGUUGUCUCGGCCUUCCUCUCCUCCUUCCUGAUCUCGUCCUCGGGCUGGUACGACGCCGAAUACUUUAUAACCGCACCCAAACUCGUGACCGGUUUCUUGCGCUACCUCCUUUUGAAGAGAGUCAUCCCCGAGUACGACGACGACCUCCGGAAGGCGAUUGAAAUCGCGCAACGGGCCAAGAUUGAGGCACCCAAGUGUCAUAAGUUCAAUAAGUCGUUUCCCGAUUCUUUCAACGAGACCUGUUCGAUCCUAUAUGCCCGCGACUUUGAGUAUGAUACUUUGCCAGAUGAUUCUCUGGAGCGGAUGGAGCAAGUUACGGGGAUCCGCGUUGCGACAGAGGUGGAGUUACGUGGGAAGGAGAUUCGGCGUAUGAGGGUUGUUGCUGUUGAGCCUAUGGAUCCUGAUUUGCCCAAAGAUAAAGCAGCAGAGUCGAAGGAUUCUGCUUUGCCCAAGGGUGAUGAUGUAGAGUCAACGGAUGAGAGCUUGGAUAGUGAGCAGCAAUCGAGCGUUGUCCCUUACUCCAGAGUUUCGUUGGCCAAGCUCCCCAUCGGAUGGAGUGGUGAUACUACGGCAACGACGCCAGCAACGACAACUGAUACUGAAGAAGAACGGGUCACGAUCUUUGUGGAGAGUGAGCUGGCCGGUUACCUUGAUAUCGGAACAGUGGUCUGGGGCACAUUCUUCACCCUUUCCAACGGCGUCGUCUUUGCUCGACCCCUUGGUGCUCAUCCUUCCUUUUUUGUGGAGCAAGAUGAAACUGUCAAUGAUGACUAG